AUGCCGUCAGCUACCGUGUCAACACAGUCACAGCCUGAGCAGAAGUUCAACGGCGGCGCCUCGGGAGAGGCUCCUAGUGCAAACAGCAUCGGCGAACAGGUUCAAGGUUACGCCAAUCGCGCGCGCGACACUGCUGGGCAUUUGAGCAACCAGGCCGCCGAAACAGGCCGCAACGUGCUCGAUCGGGUUUCUACACCUGAACAGCGCGAGGCUCUCGUCAACAAAGCACGGAAUUUCAUCAAUGCUCAUCCCAAGGUGUCUGCCUUGCUCGGCUUGAACCUGGUUUUCACAGGCAUUCCGCUGCUGUUGUUCAUUCUCUUCAGCAUCACAACCUUGGUUACCAGCGUGGUCGUGGCUCUCGUUGUUGCUCUGUCCAUCGCUAUCACUUUCACACUGUUUUCGAUCGGUGUCGCUCUCCUGGUCCUCCUUCCGGUCAUCUUCUUCACCACCGCCAGCGCUUGUAUUUUAUUCUUCUGGGGCUUGGCGGGCUAUUUCGUAUUGCGCUGGGCUACCUCAGAGAAGAGCAUGGAGGACGGACAAGGAGGUCGGACAAUCGGCGAAAGGAUCAACAACCUCACUGGUGGAAGACUCGACCAAUUUGUGGGUCGAGCACAGGACGCGAAAAGGGAGAUCGAAGGACAAAAUCGAAAAAUCCGCGUCAACUAA
This is a messenger RNA of Dissoconium aciculare CBS 342.82, 666 nucleotides long. RefSeq lists its product as uncharacterized. The coding region runs from base 1 to 666 and encodes 221 amino acids. Lineage: Eukaryota; Fungi; Ascomycota; Dothideomycetes; Mycosphaerellales; Dissoconiaceae. The record is from RefSeq and is a predicted model, not a curated record. The transcript has a single exon.